This is a messenger RNA of Pelobates cultripes (western spadefoot toad), 9150 nucleotides long. The record is from the annotation of a GenBank genome assembly. Lineage: Eukaryota; Metazoa; Chordata; Amphibia; Anura; Pelobatidae.
UUUAGAAUGGAUGACAGUGGAAUUGGCUCUAGCCCAUAGCUGACGAAAAAGGCUUAUCCCUGCGGUUGCUAUGGAGAUGGACAGGAGCAGCGGAGAAGCUGCUAGUGAGAAAAUCAGCAUCAGGCAUCAGCGGGGGUCUGCAGGAAGAAGGAGGCAGGAUCAGGGAGGCUGCAAACAUGGACUUGCAUUGUGAUUGUGCUGAUUCUCAAGCAGCAGAACAGCCGUCUGGGAAAAUCAACAAGACUGCCUUUAAAUUAUUUGGGAAGAGGAAAUCUGGCAGUGCCAUGCCAGCUAUAUUUGGUGUGAAAAACAAGGGGGAUGGUAAAAGCACAGGCAAAAUGGCAAUGGUACGGAGCAAGACCCUGGAUGGACUAGCCGAGGUUGUGCUGGAGAGCAACAACAAGAAAGAGGAGCAGGAUGCUGGGGCGGCCGCUGUUUCUCCUACACCUGCCGAAGCUGACAAGGUGAACCCUGAUGUAAAUCCAACGAUGGUGACAAUAAAGGCAGAUGUGGCUUCAAACAGCUGCGUGGCAAAGUCCCACAGUUUUUUUAAUUUGCUGAAAAAGAGCAGCAGGUCGGAUACCGUGAGGGGAGAGAAUACCGAGCAGAAACCUGUCAGCAGACAAAAGAAAGGACUCAAAGGGCUAUUUAAUAGCAUGAGAUGGAACAGAAAAGAGAAAAGCAACAAAGACGACAGGGAAGGGGUGACAGAAAAUGCACCUGGCCUGAUUUUGCCUGGAUCAUUGACUGCUAGUUUAGAAUGUAUUAAGGAACAAAAACAAAAACCAUUGUUGUGUGAAAGCGUAAAAGCCAAGGAGGAUGUUGCUGUUGACUCACUCUGUGAGGAACACGGUGGCGAAGUGAAUGCAUCGGUGGGGGAGGACCGAGAAAAGGACAGAGUGGAAUCUCCCUGCUCAUCACUACACAGUGGUGACAGCAAACCCCAAGAAAAUGGUGAUUUAGAUGGACAACACGUGGAGAACCUUAUCCAGUUGCCAGGUCUAGAGGUGGACGCCCCGAACGAAAAGGAGGAUGAAAACAUAACAGGUGAACUGUCAAUAAACAAUAUUUCCUUUGUUGAACCUGAGUGUGAUAGUGGCCAAGAAAUUGCAAUCCCCGACCCUUCUACUGUUGAUCCUCCCUCUGAGCCGUCUCUUGACCGUAUUUGUUUGAUGUUGGCUGAUGUUACAUCAUUGAAAAGCUUUGACUCUCUUACAGGAUGUGGUGAUAUUAUUGCCGAUCAUGAUGACGAAGGAGGGAACAGCGUUGUUACAAGGAAUAUCCACGGUAAUGGCAAGAAACCUAUUAUCAAAAAGACCCCUAUCAUUGUUGCCUAUCAAGGAGGAGGAGAGGAGAUGGCAAGUCCAGAUCAAGUGGAUGAUACCUACAUACAGGAUAUUUGGGGAAUGGGGCCUCAGUCAGAGGAGGAGAGCAGAGAAAUGGAGAAAGCAAGCAGUCCAUUACAGGCCUCAGGCGAGGUAAACCGUAUUGACAUCACAUGUGAAGGGAAUUCAGUUAAACUGUCUAAACUCAAGCAGGUGGCAAAGAGUCGGAAUGAGAAAGGUGAUCAAAAAAUUACUGGUAGGGAACAGAAAGAGUGUGUUCGGAAUAGUGAUGAGGGUUACUGGGAUUCAUCUACUUCAGGACCUGAGGAAGACCCAGCAAGGAAUGUGGCAAAGAAAGCACUUCUCAGAGACAGCUGUAGCGGAGACGCUUUGUAUGACCUAUAUACAGAACCUGAUGAAAACACAGCCAGAGCGCAUGCGGGCGAGGAAAUUCCAUGCCUGCCACGUUCCAAACCAUUGUCUCCAGUAACUGCCACAUGUCCUGCGAAAACCAGUUUUGCUAAGGAUUCAAAGAUACCUAUUAGCGUUAAACAUCUACCAGUCCAUCCACCUAGCCAAGGGGCCGACACUAGCGGUUCGUCAGCUGUGCAGCAACCAGUGAAAAGUGAACUGCCCAGAACAAAAAUCCCAGUCUCAAAGGUACUUGUAAGAAGGGUCAGUAAUAAAGUAAUAACGGGGACAUCAGGUAAACCAGUCUACCACGAUCUUGCCAGAAAGUAGUACUGGCUUAAGUGGAAAGCAAAGCCAAUCUAAUUUGUCCGGUUGUUGUCUCAAUAGCCUGCAGUUACUUAAAAAAAUACUUUCACACUAAGAAAAUGUAAUCAAAUCUGUUUUUAUAAUGAAAUAAUCCAGGGCGGAUCUUCAGAUCAAGUUUGCUAAAACAAUUGUUUUGUUGGGAUUUUUUAUUUUAUUUUAUAUUUGUAUGUUCCUGAUAUACACUUUUCUCUACACACGUUUCUUUCCCUCACUGAGCAAAAAAAAUAAAAAUUAAAGAUUUAAUUGGACUUUUUGAGACAGAUUGCAUGGAUCCCUAUUCUAUUAAUUGAACGUGAUAAUCUUUUUAUCCAUGGAUACAGGAACUCCAGCACUUCCACAGAUAAUGGAGUUUAACUACAACGCUGCUCAGCCAAUGGAGUGGUAGUUCCCAGCAUUUGGGUUGUAAGAGGUUAUUUAUUACUGAAUUUAACACUGAUGUUUUUAAAUACCUGUUUAUGUUUAACAGUCAGGGAUCUUAACAAGCAAAGUUCAGCUUUAUUACAAGCACUGAAUUGUUUUGCCAAAUAUAUUGAAGCUGCUGGUUCCAAGACAAAAUGUACACAGUUAUGGGAUUACCACUGUCAUUUGAUGGAAAGUAAUUUAUCCCAGUUUGAGUGGUGUAUGAAUGAGUUAGGUAAACCUGAGGACACUUAUGCAGAUGCAGUAAAGCUUAUGACUGCUGCAAAAUUUCUUGGGAAGCAGAACUACUCAUUACAAACAUGCUCCAAGAAUUUAAAAGACGACAGGGUGGGUCCACCAAUGAGCACAACUGUCCCUCUAUAAGUCCCAGAAUGCCCUGUAUUAGGCAAAGUCCUUUAAUUCAAUAAGCUUUACUGGCACGAGGUAGGAACAAUGAUAAACCUACAAUAACUAAUGAUUUAAUUAUGAUUAAAGUGCAGAAAAAAAAGAAUCUUUAAUUUAGCAUAGUUUCCAUUUUGUCUCACAGCCUUUCUGUUUGAAGCACCUUUGCUUCAGUUGUUGUGUAUGGGAGAUUGUGGGCUUUGUUUCAUAAAUAGAGAAUUGUGAAGAACUGAAAAGGGAAUUAAACAUUUGGGGCAAAAUAGCAAAGCUGGAAUAAUAGGUGAUGUGGAUGUUUUUUUUUUAGUGCAAAUUCUUUGGCCUUCAGUCUGCAAUUUCUGUGUCAAUGUUCUCAAUUCUCAGUUUAGUGAAUAGACUCCAAUGGGCCAUUCGCAUUGUUCUCCAUAUACAACAAUAACACCAUUAUUUUUAAAGGCUGGUGAGUACAUUGCAUGCACUAAAUGAUAAGUAAAGAUACCAUACCUUAGUGGUUAGUGAUUUAGUAGCUAGCCAAGAUCAAUCCUCAAGGUUACAAGUUCAGUUCUGGCAGGAUUCUAUGAACAUUAUAGUGUUAGGACCUGUCUCCAUCUAGUCCCCUCCCAGCCAUGAAAGGAUUAAAAACCCUUUUAUUUACUUACCUGAGAUCCCUCAGCACUGGGUAAAGCUCCUCUGAAGUCAGCACGAUCUAAGAACUGAAUAUGCAUGCGCAACAAGUGCCGCGCACAUAUUCGGCCUUUCUCAUAAGAAACCAUUGAAUCCAGCGUCGUUUCACACAGUUAACCUCUGUGAAACUAGAGGCAGUCUUAAACCUACAAUGUAAACAUUGCUGUUUCUCAAAAAACGGCAAUCGUUUACAUUGCAGGGUUAAAGGGACAGCAUGAAGUGGUCUUGGUGCUUAUAGUGUCCCUUUAAAUCAGAAUUUCAUCUGUCAGAGGUUGACUAUCUAAGUACGAAUGAAUUGGUUAAAGACAUUUUAAUGUCAGGAAACACAACAAAAAAAUACAAAGCUAAAUGUACUAAUGUAUUCUUCCUUGUAACAACAUUUCAGUAACUGCUUCCACUGCUGUAAAAGGAUCAUGUCUAUUAAAGCAGGGAAGCUGUAUACUUCAGACGGUACAUAAUUUUAUUUUUAUAAUUAUGGUUUAUUUUUCUAGAUUUAUUUUGAUAUGGUCCUGUCCCUUUCUGCAAUAUAAAAGCUACCAUCUUGCAACUGCGCUGCAUUCUUUAUCUGAAGAUACAUGGCACAGUAAUUAUUAAUGCAAUAAUAUCUGGUGAACAUAACAUAUGGAGAAGUGCUAUGCUUUGCAUUGCUCCAAGUUUACAUCUAGACCCUUGAACUGUUCGUGUUUUGCAUUGAUAAAUAUGGCCGAUGUUUUACUGGAUGACCCAUAUAUGAAUUAAAGAGACGCAAGCCAGCAUUGUACAGGUACUAGACGUUUUGGUUUUAUACACUUUCUCAGUCUAAAGCAACUGUCUUUAUACAUGUACAGUACUUAUAAGGACCAAAUUCUGUUUAGUUUCAUGUGUAUUAUGUAAAUAUGUAUAUUUAUAUAUAUAUCUAUGUGAGUAAAUGUCUGUAUUAAUAUGCACAAAAAGACUGCCAUUUAUUUUACAUCAUAAAACACAUAUAGUACAGGGCUCUCCAUCUGGGGAUGUUUAGAAUGUUUUGUCACCCCCAUUUUGGCUUGGUUUUGAUUGAUGGGAGGUAAUGCUUCCAAUAUCAAUCCUUAACCAUGAAUCCCUAACCUUAAUUUCUAACUAUAUUGAAUCCCAUAACUUUCAAAUCUUUUACCAUUAUCUCUAAUUCCUAAACCCUAUCCCCCAACCGCUACCCCUCAAACAUGACCAUGCCAAUAUGGUGCUACCAAAACAUUCCAUUCAGGUCUAACUGGGACCAUACCUUUUGGUGUUCUUCAGCCAACAUCUGUUUGAAGGCCUAAGUAUGACUGCAACUUGUAGAAGAUAUGACGACAUAUUUCACAAACAUUUAUUAUUUUCUGCCUACAAAAUGCACAUUAAUAAUCCAUGUUGCUGUAUUUUAUUUUUUGUUCCUUUUUUAAACGGGCAAUAUAGCGUUGAUCAUGCACUGUUAUGUGUUUGAAGCAAGGUCGUUUCCAGUAACAAACAGCUGGAAUGUACAAACAUAUUGCACAGCAGGUGGCUCAUACCUUCAAAAAUAUACAAACUGUAAAAUAUCUCACAAAUUUCUGUAUGGAUAAUGGGUGCAUAAACGCUGGUUAUAGUUAUCCAGAAUUAGGAGUAUGCAGAAUGCAAUGCAUGAAUUAGUGGAUCACACCCUUCAUGCUGUAACAAAGAAUGUGAGAUUUGUUCGUCUAUUGGAUUGGAGUAACAGUUGAAGCCAAAGCGGCUUGUUUGGGAUUGCAACUCCCAUCAUCACAGGGCUAAUCAUGGUUCACAAAGCCAAAUAGACUAAUUUGCCAUAUUGUUGAUAAAUGCAGGAUGGAUGACAGGUCUAAUUUAAGUAUAUACUGUCUUCAUUAACACUGUACACAUUGUAUGCUACAAGCCUAUCUAAAAUUAUCAAUUGAUUUCUAUACAUCUUCUAUUAUUGAUAUAUUAAUUACUAUCAGCAAAAAUAUUUUGUAAGCUCUGCUGCCUUCUCUGUUUAAUAUAGAUGAACAUAUACAUUUUUAAACAAUUUUAUUUUCCUGCAUUUUGAUUUAUUAUCAAAACCAUCUUAAUCAUCACGUGUUCCCCACAGUCACCUGUGAGCUAGGUGUUGAAAAGCAACCUUUCAGUUGUAUUAGAGCAUUUCAUUUGGCCAAUAGGGAAAAUCUUGUUUAACCCCUUCACGAACAGGCUUAGACAAGCCCCUUGCUGUUGUGACAGUCCUGAGAUGUCAUAGGUCCUGAUCCUGAAAGGGUUUUUUAAUGUGAACUAUCUGGUUGAUCACGGGGACGUGGAUGGGGGGGAGGGAUUUUACUAUGUGUAGGGGGUGUCAUCUUGGGUGAGAACAUCUUCUGCAAGGCUUAUACUGUCUCCUUAUUAAAGCACUUAGCGAUAAGAAUCUAUUUGCUCUCCUCUUUUUAAGCCUGAAGCAGUAAAUGGAUUAACAUUGUUAUCCCUGCAUUAAUGGACUCAUCAGCUUCAAUGAAAGAUCGGUCUGCAUCUUUGAAGUCGCCAAAUCCCUAACGUGUUUAACCCUUUGGAUAACACAGGGUUACACUGUACAUCUAUAUGUCCCACGUGCACUCCAAGAGUUAACUGUUUGUAGUCAAUCGCUGAAACUGGGAAUUAUUGGGAAGUGAAGAAGGUUUCACAAAUUUUGGGCAAAUGUAGCUGAGCUGGGAAAAGAGAUGAAAUAGAAAAUAUUUCCAAUUUGUUUUAUUCUGCGUUAAAAAUACAAUAACAUUUUCGGUUCCCAGUUUAGUAAAUAACACUGGGCGUGUUUAAUAAGUAUGUAGGAAGAUAGCAGGGGCCCUCUGAUACAAUAGACUAAACUGACUGAAAAACAAGAAGAGGUCAUGCUCCAAGGACUUGUUCACGAGUAGCAAAUAUUUAUUGGAAUAAAGUUGUCGCUGUUUUAGUCCCCAUGGAGACAUUCAUAGCUAAAAACAAGAUGGCUGACACUUGUGGGUCUUUUCUGGAAAUGUAAAUAAUUGUUUUUAUUUUAUGAUAGCAAGAAUCGUGAAAGGGCUAAUCAAACCAAAACAAAACAGUGUUUUCAUGAAACACUGGUUUCGGUUAGAGAAACACUUUCUGAGGAGGUCCGCCACUCCGCCACCUCCCCAAAAACCAAAACACUUCAACUUACCUUUGUUCAUUCUUCCUGCAACCUGAUCCUCUUGGUUGACGUUAUUCCUUCUCACCAAAGGGAGAGUGAGGUCAGGGAGGAUGGACAGAGGGGAGGACAGGAGCAGCAUGGGGUAUGCUGAAUUGUUUAUCUGGCUCCAGCAUGCUGUGUGUGCUGGCAUCAGACUCCAAUUUCGCUCUUAACUGAUAUUCGCCAUCCCUGAACUUUGUUCUGGUCUGACUAAUGACGCUACAGGUGGUAGAGUUAAACCUCUGGCAGUUAAGAGGUUAAUUUCUGUAUGCGCAGCGUUUCAAAGCAAAAUGCUGCACAUAAAGACUCCUUUAAAUCACUGAAGUGGUCAUGGUGCUUGGGGUAUCUCUUUAAUCGUAGCAUGGUUAAAGUCUUUUUUUCUUCUAAAGGCUCACAAAUACCAGUAAUUUUUCUUUUUUCUGUAUUGGUGCGUCUUACCAGACCUAACAGCAGGAAUAAAUACACCGCAGGGAGUGGUAGGGCAUAACUUGUUUUGCCAAUUUAUUUUAUUGUAUGACAUGAGAUAACAUUACAUCAGAUUCUCUUCUUCAUUAAAAUAAAUUUAUGACAGUGAUGAAGAAAAACAAAGCCAGAUAUAUUUGAUAUGUUAUGGAUUUACCCCAAUUAAGUCUAUGUAUCUAUCCAUCCAUCAAUCAAUCACAAACAUUCCAUCCAUUAAUCACCAACAAUAACAUCCAUAUAUAUUGGUAAAUACACACAUAUAUACGAUCUAUAUACCGUGGCUCGGUUACUCUCCUGCAUAAUAAAUAUGUUUUAACGAAGACUAGCAAUAUGUAUCACAUUACGCAGUGAUGUCAAUUUGUCAACAAAUUGAAAGGUCAUUCAAAUAAAAUACAUUUGUUUCACAAAAGAUUCUUGAACUUCAGCAAAAAUACAAGCUCAUUUAACAUCUGGGUAUCAGGAGAAUGAUAUGUGUAAUUAAAUAGGUAGGUUAUUCAUCUGACCUUUUUUUAAAAUGUGCACAUAUUGUGGAUUGUUUUUGUUAUAAUAAUAAUCUCUGUAUUGGUUUUGCGGUACAUGCCAUUCUGCUAUCUCUGUCUCUGCCCAUAUGGUGGAUAAGCAUUGAGCAAAAAUGUCCUAUGGUGUGUGUGUAGCGAAACGACACAAAGCUGUCAUUGUUUCCAUACAGCGCUGAUCCACUGAACACUGGAUAUGUGUCAAGGCUACGUUCUUUUGUGAUUCUUUGUAUCAUUUUCCCAAAAUGCCAAAACCGAUUCAUUACUUAACGACAGGAAGAAAGACAAAAUCACAUUUAUUUUUCAUUUUAUUUCCGUUUUCAUGGUGUUUUCGUAUGUGCUUAUUUACUAAAACAGAAAUUAUGAAUUGCUGAUAAAACUGGGUUAUAUCUCCUUCUUCUCUAUGGCUUACAAAAACAAAGAAUAAAAUCUUAAUUAAAAAAACAAGAAUUGCAAAUUAAUAAAAAAAAAAAAUCAUUUGCAAAUUAAGGCCAAAACCGUGUACAUGUGAAUCUUUCACACCACGAUGAUAUUUUGGCCUUAAAUGUGUCAUUUUUGUAAUUUAUUCACCCUAUUCCUGUUUUCGUAUAUAACCCUCUGCUCUACAAUAUUCUAUGUUACUAUCACGAUUUUUAAAUGGCCAUUUUAAUCUUUGGCUUUUGUUCCUAUUAUUAAAAUGAUUAGAGAUAUGAAAAUAUGCCAGUAGGUUUGAUUAGUAAUAUAACUUUCGAUAAUGUCUGUAAAUGUGGGUCUUUUUACAGUCAAUAAAUGGUGAAUUUUAUCAGUAAGGGAAUUGCAAUAUUCAGGUCAAAAUAAUUGUUCUGGAAAAAAUGGCCAUCUUGGACAGUGUUUUCCAAUCCAGCUUCUAUGGCCUGAAUUUAAAAUGUCUUGGUAAAUUCUUUUUCAUUCACAGUUUAGAGAAUAACUUUGUUUGUGGGGGAUAUUUAUUCACCACUGUGCAUGUUUUACUUGAGUUGUCACUAUAUGACGAAUUGAGGAGAAAUGAAAACUGAACAGCAAAUUUUAGGCCAAAUUAGCCUAAAUGGCAAAUUAGCCAAGCUUUUAUUCAAUUUGUCUCUUUUGGCCUACAAGGUGCACUUCCAUUCUCAAUUUACCACAAUUACUGAUUUAGUGAACACCUCUGCAGGAGAAUUGUGCUUUUUAGUGCAAAAACAAGGGGGCGAUACUCAAACGAUACCAAAUUUAAUUUUGAAUUGCUCUCAAUCUCUUGGUUAAUCAACAGACCCCAAAUUUGUUCAAUAAUUCCAGUAUCUUCAUCUGUGUUACUCACUGUUAAUAACUUGACUACGUCUGAACUAUGUAAAAAUGUUUUAUUCUGAUGUCUGGCAUGACGGUAUGUAUAUGCACACAAACAAUUUUUAUUUUUGCUUCAACAGAUGUUUUGCAAAUAUAUUUUCGAAAAUCAAAACACACUGUGUAGAUGUACAAUUGUUGUAAAAUAAAUACAAAUAAAAUCACAGUUUCUCAC